AUGGAAGAUAGCCGGCAGGUUGUGCUGAUGCGAGCAGCGAGGAACUCGGCCUCAAUCAACACAGUAGAGCUCACAUACUUGCUGUGGGGAGGCGAACACAUCGUUCUCGAGCGCCGCGGUGCUUUUGAACGUGUGGAAAAGGCACUGGAUACUUUCGAUAUCACCAAAUUGCCACGAUGCUACUCCAACACCUCUCGAGAGGCCAUGUUCGAGCAAGGCUUAGAAAUGGGCAAAGUUUGUCUCCAGGAAAUGCUCGAACAUGGUCAUGAGCACUUUGUUUGGGUCACGCCGCGUUACACUCUGAUGAAUGCCAGUCCUUUUGGUCAUAAAGCAGUGCUUUUCGAACCUGCUAUGGAGCAUAAUGGCACGCCGGAGCAACAAGCAAAGUGGCUUCCUCUCGCUCAGUCUGGCAAAAUACUAGGUACCUAUGCUCAGACAGAACUUGGCCAUGGCUCCUUUGUGCGUGGUAUCGAGACCACUGCUACUUUUGACAAGAAUACAGAUGAAUUUGUCAUUCACUCUCCAACAAUCUCAUCGACAAAGUUCUGGCCUGCGGGAUUGGGUUUCUCAACUACGCACGGCGCGGUCAUGGCUAGACUCAUUGUCGAUGACCAAGACCACGGACCGCACAUCUUCCUCGUGCAGCUUAGAUCUCUCGAGAAUGGUGCGCCCAUGGAAGGAAUCAAAAUGGGUGAUAUCGGGUUGAAGCUGGGGUACAACGAAGCAGACAACGGUUUCGCGUCGUUUGACCACAUACGCAUCCCUCGAUCGCACAUGCUGAUGGCUCACAGCCAACUCGCGCGUGACGGUACAUUUUCCAAAGACCCGCUCCGCGCAAAGCUUUCCUACUCGGUGAUGCUGCUCGUCCGCAGCAAGAUGCCCGAAGUCUUCACUGUAAAACUUGCACAGGCAUUGACAAUCGCAACCCGAUACUCUGUUGUACGACAACAAGGGCUCGGUCCUGCAGACGCAUCGAACCACGAAGAUACCAUUAUGCAGUAUAAGCACCAGCACUUCCGCUUGCUCAGCCUCAUCGCAAAGACAUACGCCAUGUUCUUUGCUUCGCGUGCGUGCGUGGCUCAGUACCAACGGCUCCGCGAUAUGCAGAGCAACAAAGAUCAUUCACUGCUGCCAUCUUUGCAUGCGCUUACGGCUGGGUUAAAAGCAUACGUAACGUCGGAGGCGGUUGAUGGUGCCGAAGAUGCUCGCAAGAUGUGUGGUGGGCAUGGAUACAUGGCAAUAUCGGGCCUUCCAGACAUCAUUGGUGCGCUGGCGGGCGGAGCAACGUUCGAGGGCGAGAACUACGUGCUGUGGCAGCAGGUUGGUCGGCAUGUACUCAAACAGCUAGAUCGCUUGCAGGAUGGCGACAAGAUGGAGCCGCAGAUGCAGUACUUGGCUGAUGUGGACGAUCCCAACGUAGCAUGCAUAGCACAUGGCAAACAGUUUCUUGCGCAAGAGACACAGUUGGCUAUGUUUCGCCAUCGCGCACACCGUAUGGUCGUCAAGGCACAUGCAGCAAUCCGCGCAUCCUGUAAGACACCAGCAAAGGCUUGGAACGAACACAUGAUGUUGCUCAUCUCGGCGUCGCGAGCACACAUCGAGUACUUCACUCUAAGGUCUUUCGUCGAUGUGAUCUCAGAGUUGCCAAAUGAUACUUCGGUGGGCCUUCGCGAGGUUUUGAAACGAGUGUGUUCGCUCUUUGCUCUCACUGCAGUCAUCAACCCGCGUUCUGUUGACGUGCUGUCUUUUGUUGAGACUGCCGCUAAUGGACCGCCAUACCUCUCGUCCGUUCAACUUGACACCAUCCGCUCGCUCGUCAAUGACCUACUUGACCAGCUCCUGCCAGAGAGCAUCGCUCUGACUGAUGCGUGGGACUUUUCGGAUGCUAGCCUGUGCAGUGCCAUUGGCAUGUACGACGGCAACGUUUACGAGAACAUUAUGCGUUGGGUGGAACAGCUACCGAUCAACCAGAAUGCGUGGAAGAACAGCGGUGUUCAAGAGGGCUGGAACAAGUGGGUUGACCCGAUCCUAAAAAAGGACAUGCAAGUUCGGGCGAAGCUGUAG
Molecule: messenger RNA, 2064 nt
Organism: Exserohilum turcica Et28A
Lineage: Eukaryota; Fungi; Ascomycota; Dothideomycetes; Pleosporales; Pleosporaceae
Exons: 4
Coding region: 1-2064 (687 amino acids)
Biological process (GO): fatty acid beta-oxidation using acyl-CoA oxidase; lipid homeostasis
Cellular component (GO): peroxisome
Molecular function (GO): FAD binding; acyl-CoA oxidase activity; fatty acid binding
Source: RefSeq, a predicted model, not a curated record